AUGUCUGCUACACCUGCGGCUUCCUCCCCUGAUGGGGCUUCGCCUCCUGCCAGUAAUCCUCCUGGAGGCGCGGACAGUUCAAGCAGCAUCUCAGAUCUCGACCGGAUGGUUCUGGACUAUCUGCGCUCUCGUGGUCACAAGGAACCGGAGAAGAUCAUCGAAGACCUCGAGCGCGACGACAUGUCUGUAGACGAGAAGGGCAAACAACCGGAAACCUUGUCGACGCACACCAUCUCCCAAGAGGAACUCGUCAAACAGCUUGCCAUUUUUGCGGAGAAGCCGACGGACGCGGACGGCAAUGCCCUCAAAGAUAGCUCGACCGCUCUGAACGAGCUCUCCAAGAUCGGCCAGCCCCAGAACAUCCAAAAUCUCAUCUCGAGCAUUGGGCCUGUUGGCGCGGAGGAGAUGUUGCUGUUGGAUCCUACAGAUAAACACGAAGGCUUCCGCGAGCUUGAAGCUUGGGUGGACGGCUCUCUUGACAUGUACCGACCUGAGUUCAGACCCAUUUUGUUCCCCAUAUUCUGCCACUUCUAUUUGGACUUGGUGCAGCAAGGAUUCCGUGAAGCAGCCCAGAGUUUCUACUCUACCUUCUCGGCAUCCCUCUCUUCUGUCCACCAUACCACCCUCCACCACCUCUCAACCAUAACUCUUCCAUACCAUGUCCAGACGGAUGAGAUUGCGCAGCGUUUCCGAAUGGAAAAAUACACUGUCCGUAUGAGCCGCUCGGGGUUCAGUCUCUUGAUCGGUUGGUUGACGGAAGGUUUUGGCGGCGAGCCGACCGGGGCUGGAGAUGGAUUCUCUGGAGAGAAGGGAAAACGCGGUCGUGCGGCUGUCAUGAGAGUUGUGAAUAACCACCUGCGUUUUGAUGUGACCACCUCCUCCACGACCGCGGUUUCCCAGCGAGGAUGGGAAGAGUCUACCGGGUUCGUGUCCGCAGUCGUGCCUCAAACAAACGGAAGUACCACGGAUGCUUCGGCGUACAACUCUGCCAAGGGCGAGCUCAAGCUCGGUCCUGCCCCCAUCUCCGAAGAACUUCGAACGGAAACGGAACGCACCUUGAGAGAGCAAGCCAUCGUUGAUCAGGACCCUGGGGCCCAGUAUGAUCUCCACUUCGCGCGUCCGACACCUCCCGCUGGCCUGAUUUCCCCUGCUCUGUCUGACCUUCCUCCCCAUCCCCCAUCAUUCAAAACCGUUGACGUCAAGCGCGAAGUUGAGAAAGUCCGCGAUGCGCGAAAACGUAUACGGCUUGACCCCUCGGUGCUCACGUCCACCACCGCGAACUCCCAGCAAGGUGCUGCCGUACGUGCACGCGCUUUGCCGAGUAUAUGCGCAUAUACAUUCCAUGACGUGGGCGAAGGCGUCCCAUGUUGCGAGUUCUCUGCCGAUGCCUCUCUCUUGGCUGCCGGCUUCUCCGAGAGCUAUAUUCGAUUAUGGAGCUUGAAGGGCGAGAAAUUGAAGGGGAUGCGCAGCGACUUCCAGAUGAACGCAAUACGAGACGCCUCGUCCCUGAACAAAAUUCGAGAGAGGGGUGGCACUACGACCAGGAAGUUGAUAGGCCACAGUGGACCAGUCUACUCGGUAGCAUUUGAUCCAAUCGGCGGAUCAGCAGCGUCCCCCAAGUACCUCUUGUCUUCAUCUGCAGACGCGACCGCGCGAUUGUGGUCUCUAGAAACCAUGACAAACAUCGUGGCUUACCGUGGACAUCAAAACCCAGUUUGGGAUGUCAAGUGGAGCCCAAUGGGCAUCUAUUUUGCAACUGCGUCUCGAGAUCGUACGGCGCGCUUAUGGUCAACGGAUCGAACGUCAGCACUUCGGAUAUAUGCUGGACAUCUGAGUGAUGUCAAUGCCGUCGACUUCCACCCAAAUUCGUUGUAUCUGGGUACAGCUUCCAGCGAUUGUACCGCUAGGCUGUGGGAUGUCCAGCGCGGCGCAUGUGUCCGUGUCUUCUACAGACACGACGACAUCGUCUCCACUCUAGCUUUUAGCCCUGACGGUCGCUAUCUGGCCACCGCGGGCGAAGAGCCUUCUAUCCGGCUUUGGGACCUCGGGUCUGGUCGAUGUAUCAAGAAGAUGACCGGUCAUACAGCGUCGAUAUAUUCUUUGGCAUUCAGUGCAGAGUCCAAUCUGCUCGUCAGUGGGGCGGCUGACUGGACAGUGCGUUGUUGGGAUAUCAAGGCCUCUGGUGGCCUGGCCACGAAGACGCGCGAGAACGGUGCGACGGUCAACGGCGCGUCGGACGAGACUCCACAUGAAAAGGAUGAGACAGAGAGCAACGCGACGACGGACUUGAUUGCUACCUUCCCCACUAAACGGACACCAAUCAUUAAUGUUCAAUUUACCCCGCGUAAUCUCUGUCUUGUCGCCGGCCCGUAUUUGUCUCCUGAGCUCCGAUGA
Messenger RNA from Epithele typhae, 2394 nucleotides. Its product is annotated as TFIID and SAGA subunit. The transcript has 9 exons. Gene Ontology annotation, molecular function: RNA polymerase II general transcription initiation factor activity; protein binding. The record is from RefSeq and is a predicted model, not a curated record. Bases 1 to 2394 code for a protein of 797 amino acids. NCBI's taxonomy places the organism in Eukaryota, Fungi, Basidiomycota, Agaricomycetes, Polyporales, Epitheliaceae. Gene Ontology annotation, cellular component: transcription factor TFIID complex. Gene Ontology annotation, biological process: transcription initiation at RNA polymerase II promoter.